Messenger RNA from Chlamydomonas reinhardtii, 2571 nucleotides. RefSeq lists its product as uncharacterized. The transcript is spliced from 12 exons. The record is from RefSeq and is a predicted model, not a curated record. NCBI's taxonomy places the organism in Eukaryota, Viridiplantae, Chlorophyta, Chlorophyceae, Chlamydomonadales, Chlamydomonadaceae. Bases 96 to 1673 code for a protein of 525 amino acids. Gene Ontology annotation, molecular function: syntaxin binding.
CACAUAAAUUAUCAGUGUGUAUAUCCCGAAACAGCAAGACAUUUAACGAGUUCCAGUCCCGAACACCCUGUUUUCCUGCGCGUUUUCAUUUAAAGAUGGCCGAUGUGGCUGCUGAGGCGGUUUCCCUGGAGCUUGAAAGCCCUUCUUCCAGCUCACAGGGUUCGCCGGAGUCCGCAGCAAAUGGCGCAGCUAGGGCCGCCUCGCCCCGCGCGCAAUCGGAUGCCAGUGGAGCUGUUAUGAAGAGCAAGAAGGGCAAGGCACAGGACCCUUCUUUGGAUUUUGUCAACGUGCUGAGCAAUCGCAUCGAUGAAAUCGAGCGUGCGGCCGCGGGGAACGGCGGGCCGGCGGAGCGGGAGGCGGCCAAGUCGCGGAAGAAGCAACUGCGCGAGGUCAUCAAGUUCUGCAGCGACCGCGCGAACAGCCCCGAGGACCGCAUUAACUUCAUCCAGCAGAAAUACACGCAGCAGCUGUCCGAGCUGCUGCGCAUGGAGCGGCAGCUGCUGGACCUGCAGCGGGAGCACGAGGUGGUCAGCAAGGAGAAGGACAAGGUCCAGGCAGAGCUCAAGAAGACCAACCUGCUCAAGGACAAACUGGAGGAGCUGUGCAGGCAGCUGCAGAAGGAGGCGCGUGAGGUGGCGGAGGAGAGCCGGCGGCGCAAUGAGGAGGACCUCAAGCAGCGCCAGGCGCUACAGGCCAAAUUCACCGCCGCCAUCAACGAGGUGAGCGAGAAGAUGGACGCGCAGGCGUCGGAGCGGUCGCGGCAGCUGGCUGAGAACGAGGAGCUGCGCGGCAAGCUGGACAGCUUCCUGGGGCAGUUCGAGAGCUUCAACGCCAUGGUCCAGAAGAAGGACCUGGAGCUGCAGCUGGCGCAGGCGCGGGCGGAGCAGGCCACGGCGCUGGCGGCGCAGCUGCAGCAGCGGGCGGAGCUGCUACAGGAGGCGAACAGCAAGUACGCGUCCACAAUAGAGGCCAUUAAGCCGCAGCUGUCUGACCUGGAGGGUCUGCGGCAGCGCAACGCCGUGCUGACCACCGCCAAGGACGAGCUGACGGCGCAGCUGGAGCACUACGCGGACAAGUUCGCAGAGUUCCAGGAAACGCUCACAAAGAGCAACGAGACGUUUGCCAUGCUGCGCGAGCAGCUGGAGGCGGGCACCAAGGCGCGCACCGCCAUCGUCAAGGAGCGGGACGAGGCGCGGCGGCGGGCGGAGGGGCAGGACCAGACCAUCGUCAAGCUGGUGCAGGACCGGCUGCAGCUCAAGCAGCAGGUGGAGGGCAUGACGGCGAAGGCGCGGACCGAGUCGGACGAGCUGCGGCGGGUGCGUACCCAGAAGGAGCGCCUGGAGGGGCUCUGCCGCACGCUACAGGCAGAGCUCAAAGCGUUCAAAGCGGGCGGAAGCGCGGCACCGGCGCCGGCGGACGCGGGUGCACAGGAGGGCGGGUCGUCGCCAGCGGCGGCGGAGGGCGCGGGGAGCGCGGCGGCGGCAAGCGGGGACGCAGCAGGGCCAAAGGCGCCUGCGGGAGCAGAGGACGCGGCUGGUAGCGGAGCCGGAGGCUCGGCUGCGGCGGCGGCGGAGAGCAGCGUGGUCGCGGCAAAGGAAGGCGGGACUGAGCGCGCGGUAGAUGAAGCCCCAAAGGCAGACGUCGUCUCCGCACUGCCUAGUGACUUGUACUGAAGCCGCAAGUGCCAGGGCAGGCAGGUGUCUUUAUCAUACAUAGCUACAGCUAGUUAGGCUAGGCGCUGGUACAGGUUCAUGCGAAUAGAUUGCUAGCUAGCAUGGCGUCGUGGUGUCGCCCACCUUGCGCAUAGGGACGGUCCUAUUAAUGGCGUGUUUUUGGCCAUGCUGAGUGCUGGACACAUGGCGGGCGGUGCCUGUACAAACCGCCCCCAGUUAAGUCUGGGAGGUGAGGUGGUUUCGGAGCCUGCGGCCUCAGACAUUGUACCAACAUGGCAUUGGUGCAACGUGUCGAUUGGCGGCGAGUGACGUGACUAGUUUGUUAGCUGCGGGUUAGCACGGACUGUGCACCCCACCCAACCGGCCACGUCCGGAUUUGCGGGGAUGCCAAAGGCCCCCAACAUAGAGGCGUGUGCUUAGUAGGCGCCCGCGUCAAGGUGGCUGGGUUGAAAACGACCUGGGAGGGGAGGGCUCAGCCCUUUUCCUGCCUCCCUAAGGCAGCCACCUCCUUGUUGGCCAUGCUAGUGGGGCUGUGCCUGUGCAAGGGCGGCGCAGCAGCUAGCAUUAUAGCAUAGAGCUAUGCAGGAUGGUGCCGACGUAUGAGGGCCAGGGAUUGUUGGCGGAACGGGUCACAGUUCGCUGCGUUACAAGAGUUGCAGGCGGGGCCUUUGACAGGACUUGCAAGGGAACACGCACCCUGGCGGCAAACCUUCAUCAUUUUCGCGAUGUGUGAGCCUGAUGUAACCUGUUUAGAGGUGGAUUUCUUGUUUCUGUUUCUGGGCCAGGCCUGUGCACACGCACGCAGCGAAGCCGUGGAGUGGACGACGGCGGAAGAACAUGGCCAGCGGACCAUGGGUGCGAAGGUGGCACGCAUGCUGUGCCUGUUGCUGGGUGGCGU